ACCGCCACGUUGGUUUUAUGGGUGUAUUACACGUUGGAAGGUAAACAGUUUCUCGAAAGAAAAAAAAAAGUAUAUACAUUUAUGAAGUGAUUAAGCUUAUUAUCGUAUUAGAGUUAGAUUUAACAGUUUAAACAGAUAUUCAGAGAAACUUGUGUGGUCGAAUAUAGUUAUAUGAUUUACCUUCAUAAUGCGUCUUGUAAAUAGUUUAAACCGUGUAGGCCCAUUAACUUUGUUUUAUUUACUAAUUAUAGUAAUAUUAGUCUGUCAAAUAAUUGGAAGUGUAGGUGCAGUCGAGCUUACCUUUGAACUACCAGAUAAUGCCAAGCAGUGUUUCCACGAAGAGAUAACUGAAGGAACUUUAUCAACAGUAGAAUUUCAGGUUGUAACAGGUGGAAACUAUGAUGUCGACAUGAGCCUAGAAGCUCCAAAUCGCCAGAUUCUAUACAAGGGAAUAAAGAAACAAUUUGACAGCUUUACGUGGACAGCUGCUCAGUCAGGUAUAUAUACUGUGUGCUUCAGCAAUGAGUUUUCUACCUUCAGUCACAAACUGGUAUACAUGGACUUUCAAGUGGGGGAUGAAAAACCUCUUCCAGGAGUAGGAGAACAGUUAUCAGCUAUGACCAAGAUGGAAUCUUCAAGUGUACAAGUUCAUGAAAAUUUAAAUACCAUUAUUGACUACCAGACACAUCAUCGUUUGCGUGAAGCUCAAGGUCGAAAGUUUGCAGAAGAUCUGAACUCUAAAGUAUUGUACUGGUCUGUUGGGGAAACCUUGGCUAUUCUAGUUAUAGGCAUUGGCCAGAUUAUCAUUUUGAAGAACUUUUUUACUGAUAAAAAAACUGUUAGCAAAUCUUGAAAUUCUUUUUUAUGAUCUCUGAUUCAGUUAUUUUAAAACAAAAAUGAGGCUUAUUGCCUUGCAUGUUUUUUAAUGUUCACUUGAAGUCAAGACUCGGGCUUGGGACAAAAAUGUUUUGUCUUUGGUUAUAGUAAGGUCAUUGCUGUAAAUGCCAUUUUAGAUGUGGAGACUACAAAAUACCUUUGAGUCAACGUGUUGAAAUAUGUUUGUGAAAUUACUAAUUUUUUAACUAACAUUGGUCAUGCUGUUAUCCUAUAAUUAGUUUUUUUAUUAUGCCAGCCAUCUACAUAUAGAAAUGCAACCAUUUAAUGUUGAGUGUUUUUAGUUUCAGAAUAAGAUCUUUAUUAUUUCAUAUUUAGUUUAUUAAUUUUGAAGUUCCAUGACUUGUUUUUUGCUUUUCAUCCAGUUAAACUUGUGAUUUUCUGUUUCGCACAACAUUUAAGUUUUAAAAUAAUUGCAACCAGAUGUUUACAUAGUAUAGAGAAUCAACUUGCAUCAUAUACUGUGAUGCUAGAAUCUGAAGUACAGAUUGACAAUAAUAUACAGAUAUUGAAUGAAAGCCAGGCUAAAUAUUAUAGCUAAUAAGAAAACAUAAUCUUUAUAUAAAAAAACUUCAAAUUCUCAGGCAAGUCUUUCUUUUUUUGUAGUAUUAGGUUAUUUUGUAGUUUUCAGUGUGAAAGUUGGGUAAAUCUUUCUUUCACAAAGGUUGUGUCAAGUUGAAAAAAAUGUUAGAACUAGUAUUUCUUAUAAUUUAAGGGUAAUGCAUGUUAACAGGUUCAUGAUAAUUGUGUUUGCUCUUAAAAUAAACAAGACUUAAUAUAGC
Limulus polyphemus (Atlantic horseshoe crab) is the source of this 1676-nucleotide messenger RNA. Its product is annotated as transmembrane emp24 domain-containing protein 7-like. The record is from RefSeq and is a predicted model, not a curated record. The transcript is spliced from 3 exons. Gene Ontology annotation, biological process: Golgi organization; intracellular protein transport; endoplasmic reticulum to Golgi vesicle-mediated transport. Gene Ontology annotation, cellular component: COPII-coated ER to Golgi transport vesicle; endoplasmic reticulum; Golgi apparatus. NCBI's taxonomy places the organism in Eukaryota, Metazoa, Arthropoda, Merostomata, Xiphosura, Limulidae. Bases 188 to 853 code for a protein of 221 amino acids.